Messenger RNA from Neomonachus schauinslandi (Hawaiian monk seal), 1146 nucleotides. It is a transcript of the gene LMX1A, whose product is annotated as LIM homeobox transcription factor 1 alpha. The record is from RefSeq and is a predicted model, not a curated record. Gene Ontology annotation, biological process: regulation of transcription by RNA polymerase II; neuron differentiation. Gene Ontology annotation, cellular component: nucleus. NCBI's taxonomy places the organism in Eukaryota, Metazoa, Chordata, Mammalia, Carnivora, Phocidae. Gene Ontology annotation, molecular function: DNA-binding transcription factor activity, RNA polymerase II-specific; RNA polymerase II transcription regulatory region sequence-specific DNA binding. The transcript has 8 exons. The coding region runs from base 1 to 1146 and encodes 381 amino acids.
AUGCUGGACGGCCUGAAGAUGGAGGAGAACUUCCAAAGCGCCAUCGAGACUUCGGCGUCCUUUUCCUCGCUGCUGGGCAGAGCGGUGAGCCCCAAGUCUGUCUGCGAGGGCUGUCAACGGGUCAUCUCGGACAGGUUUCUGCUGAGGCUCAACGACAGCUUCUGGCAUGAGCAGUGCGUGCAGUGCGCCUCCUGCAAAGAGCCCCUGGAGACCACCUGCUUCUACCGGGACAAGAAGCUCUACUGCAAGUAUGACUACGAGAAGCUGUUUGCGGUCAAAUGUGGGGGCUGCUUCGAGGCCAUUGCACCCAAUGAGUUCGUCAUGCGGGCCCAGAAGAGUGUGUACCACCUGAGCUGCUUCUGCUGCUGCGUCUGUGAGCGGCAGCUCCAGAAGGGCGACGAGUUUGUCCUGAAGGAGGGACAGUUGCUCUGCAAAGGGGACUAUGAGAAGGAGCGGGAGCUACUCAGCCUGGUGAGCCCAGCAGCGUCAGACUCAGGCAAAAGUGAUGAUGAAGAAAGUCUUUGCAAGUCAGCCAAUGGGGCAGGGAAAGGAGCCACUGAAGACGGCAAAGACCAUAAGCGCCCCAAACGUCCCAGAACCAUCUUGACAACCCAACAGAGGAGAGCAUUCAAGGCCUCAUUUGAAGUAUCCUCCAAGCCGUGCAGGAAGGUGAGGGAGACCCUGGCUGCAGAGACAGGGCUGAGUGUCCGUGUCGUCCAGGUGUGGUUCCAGAACCAGAGAGCUAAGAUGAAGAAGCUAGCCCGGAGGCAGCAGCAACAACAGGACCAGCAGAACACCCAGAGGCUGAGCUCCGCUCAGACAAAUGGCGGUGGGAAUGCUCCCAUGGAAGGGAUCAUGAACCCCUACACGGCUCUGCCCACCCCACAGCAGCUCCUGGCCAUCGAGCAGAGUGUCUACAGCUCAGACCCCUUCCGACAGGGCCUCACCCCACCCCAGAUGCCGGGAGACCACAUGCACCCGUAUGGUGCCGAGCCCCUCUUCCACGACCUGGAUAGUGACGACACCUCCCUCAGUAACCUGGGUGACUGUUUCCUAGCAACCUCAGAAGCCGGGCCCCUGCAGUCCCGGGUGGGAAACCCCAUCGACCACCUGUACUCCAUGCAGAAUUCUUACUUUACCUCUUGA